Messenger RNA from Danio aesculapii, 2094 nucleotides. RefSeq names its product gamma-aminobutyric acid type A receptor subunit pi (gene gabrp). The transcript has 10 exons. Gene Ontology annotation, biological process: monoatomic ion transmembrane transport; nervous system process; signal transduction. NCBI's taxonomy places the organism in Eukaryota, Metazoa, Chordata, Actinopteri, Cypriniformes, Danionidae. Gene Ontology annotation, cellular component: synapse; neuron projection; membrane. The record is from RefSeq and is a predicted model, not a curated record. The coding region runs from base 178 to 1572 and encodes 464 amino acids. Gene Ontology annotation, molecular function: extracellular ligand-gated monoatomic ion channel activity; neurotransmitter receptor activity; GABA-A receptor activity.
GGGAAGCCAUGCUUGGAUGAAGGAGACUCACUGCGUGCUGAGAGCCCAAGAAACAGAGGUUUGAUAUAAAAGAAGACAAAAGAAAAGGAUUGAGUACAUCUUUAUCAACCUGGAUACAUUUCACUGGGACACCAGGAGAGAAGGAAACCAACAAUAAGAGUGCAUGGUGAAGGAACAAUGAUCUGCAUCUCAGAUCUCCACAGCUACCAGUCACCCAGUUUACAUUAUCACAGAAUGCUGCUCAAUCUUCUGUUCUGGACGAGUCUAUUUCUGUUGAUAACAAACGGUGAAAGAGGAUUUUAUGGGAAUCAGUAUGGUGAGUGGAAUGAUUCGCAACUGCAGCCCACUAUACAGAAGCUGAUGAAAGGCUACAAUCGAUAUCUAAGGCCAAACUUUAACGAAGGGCCUGUUGAAAUUGGAAUGAGUUUGGAUAUUGCCAGCAUCGACGCCAUCUCUGAGAUUAACAUGGACUACACAGCCACUAUUUUCCUAAGACAACGAUGGCGAGACUCUCGUCUGAUUUUCCCUGGAAAUGAAAGCCUGAGCCUGGAUGGACGGCUGGUUUCUCUGCUGUGGAUCCCUGACACCUUCAUCCCAGACUCGAAGCGUUCUUUCCUCCACGAUGUCACCGUGGAGAACCGUCUGAUCCGCAUCUUCAGCAACGGCACUGUGCUCUACGCUCUGCGCAUCACUGCAACCAUCGCCUGCAACAUGGAUCUCACCAAGUAUCCUAUGGAUAGACAAGAAUGCACUUUGCAAUUAGAAAGCUGGGGCUAUAAUUUAGAGGAUGUGGUGUUUUACUGGACCCGAGGGAAUGACUCUGUGAAGGGGUUAGACACACUGCGUCUGGCCCAGUACAGUGUAGAGAGCUACUACACCAGUGUAUCGCAGGCGGUGUAUGAAACAGGUCUUUACCCAAAGCUCAUCCUGCACUUCGCUUUGCGUAGAAAUGUGCUGUUCUUCAUUCUGGAGACGUAUGUACCCUCAACAUUGCUGGUGGUUCUAUCAUGGGUGUCUUUCUGGAUCAGUCAGUCCUCCGUACCAGCUCGCACCUGCAUCGGAGUGACCACUGUUCUCACCAUGACCACACUGAUGAUGGGUGCGAGGACUUCACUACCCAAUGCCAAUUGCUUCAUUAAGGCAAUCGACGUCUAUCUCGGCAUCUGUUUCACCUUCAUCUUUGGUGCUCUGCUGGAAUACGCCUGUGCUCAUUUCUGCACCAUGCAGCACCAAACCAUUAUAGACGUGCAAAGGGAAUUGCUCAAAGAGUUCGAGGAAUCAAAUGGCACGACUCACUUGGUCAAUUCGAUGUCCCCCAGAAAGAUGAAAACAGAAGACUCCACUAAGCAGGAAAAGCCUGAGCAAACCGUGACUUGCGAAGGGAACGAAGCCGUAGAACAGACCAAAGAAAAGGGAUGCGGUUUGACCACUGUAAAGCAAAUGUCUCGUCGAGCAGCGUCCAUGAUGAGUGUUGAGAAUCCCCACAACAUCGACAGACACGCACGCAUACUUUUCCCCAUGGCAUUUCUCCUCGUCAAUAUCUUCUACUGGCUCUACUACCUUUUAUUCUAACAGAUGAAAGAACUCUACCUCCUGUUUCCACAGAUGAACAAAGUAUUGCACAAAUGACUGAAACAGAGAAAACUUUUGACUACUCAUCAGCUCCAGUUGAAUAGUGCCCUAUAAAACUUCAUUAUUGCAUUGAAGCAGGUGUUUCUAUGCAACAAUGGAAUCAAAAAUGGACACAUAAAUCACCAUACAUAGACAUCUGCUGAAGGACACAGUUGUACGUGUCCAAUCUUAAUUCUUAAGCAAUUGCCUUUACAUUGCUGAUUUAUAGGGGUUCAAUGCUUUAGCUGUUUGUUUGUUUAUUUAUUUAUUUAUUGCUCUGGUUUGCUAAGCAAGCAUAAUGCGCUGUAGGGAUGUUAUAAACUCCACAAGCAGUGACCAUAUUAAAUGCCAUUAACAAACCCAAUAAUGGUCAAAUGCAUGUUGGUAUGUACUGUGGGGUCUAUAAGUCUGAUUCCAUAUUGUAAAACUGAGAUUUGCAUCCAGUUCAAGCUUGGAAACUAGGUUUUAUUAUUUAUUAAACUG